AUGGAAACCAGAAGUAAGUCCCAGCCCCUUGUGCUGCUAAUGCUGGUCAGCAUGCUCUUCUCACAAAUGUUGGCGUGGCCUCUUUUUGGAGCACCCUCUUCUCUGAGGUUAGAUGACAGAAUACCACUUGAAGGAGCAAAUGAACCUGAACAGGUUUCUUUAAAAGUAGACACUGACAUCUUGCAAAAUGCAUUAGCUGAAAAUGACACACCCUAUUACGAUGUGUCCAGGAAUGCCAGACAUGCUGAUGGAGUGUUCACCAGUGACUUUAGUAGACUCUUGGGUCAACUUUCUGCCAAAAAAUACCUUGAAUCCCUUAUUGGAAAACGGGUUGGCAAUAGCAUCACAGAAGACCAGGGGCCAAUCAAGCGCCACUCUGAUGCAGUCUUCACCGACAACUAUACCCGCCUUCGAAAACAAAUGGCUGUAAAGAAGUACUUGAACUCCAUUCUCAAUGGGAAGAGGAGCAGUGAGGGAGAAUCACCUGACUUUCCCGAAGAGCUAGAAAAAUAA
Molecule: messenger RNA, 513 nt
Organism: Puma concolor (puma)
Lineage: Eukaryota; Metazoa; Chordata; Mammalia; Carnivora; Felidae
Gene: VIP
Product: vasoactive intestinal peptide
Biological process (GO): regulation of protein localization; adenylate cyclase-activating G protein-coupled receptor signaling pathway; epinephrine secretion
Cellular component (GO): neuron projection; extracellular region
Molecular function (GO): peptide hormone receptor binding; neuropeptide hormone activity
Source: RefSeq, a predicted model, not a curated record